UACAAAGUAAAAUAGUCCAUAAGUAAAAUGCUUAUUUUAACGCCUGCGGCAUAGUAUUGAAAGCUGAAAACAAUAAUUGUUUCGGAUUUACAAAAUUGGAGUGACUGGAACAAAAAGCAGCAGAAUAGAACAAAAACGUAACAAAUGGUCGUUCAGCGUCUGUGUGUUGCUUCGCGCUAAACGCAACUCGCGUGUUUCUGUUUUUUCGCGAGUUGUUUCAUUCACUCAUUUCGAGAUGGAUUUCCUCGAUAAUUCUCCGACUGAAGAUUUAAACAUAUUGAGCCAGGGAUCGUACAACCGACUCCUGCGAGACUUUCCCAUUACAGAGCAGUGGAGCGCCAUUCUAAACGAUGAUGAAGCUGAUCGAUUUCAAGACACCACAGUCGAAUACAGUCAUUUCGCAGUCAAUGAGGAACUACACCAUAUUGGUACUUCUGCUGGGGCAUACACGCAACUAAAGUGUCCUCCACGGCCCCCACUUCAUAUAGAGGAGCCAGAGCCAGCACCAAGCUCACCAGUAGUAAUUACUGAACCCUUUGAGGGCGAAUAUGGUUUCUUCAUUUCAUGCGGUGAGCAGGAGAAGAGGAAGAAAAGUACUCCUUGGGCUUAUGCCUCUGAACGAAGGAAGCUUUUCGUCAACAUAAACGUUGUGUGUCCAUUUCACGUUCAUGUCAAGAGAGAUCCACCCGCUGGGUCCACGCUCAGGGUCAUGGCAGUUUACGCACAGUCUAACUUUGCCAUGGACAUUGUUAAAUGUUGUCCACUACAUGGAGCUGCUGAUCGAGAAGGUGAUAAGCAUCUGAUCAGGUGUGAGAGUCCCUGGGGAGCCUACGUAGAAGAUCCUGUCACAAAUCGACACAGUGUGGUGUCCCCAUUCCUGAAGGCAGAAGUUGGGACAGCAUAUUCUGUGUACCUCUACCGCUUCAUGUGCCUUAGCUCCUGCUCCGGAGGAAUGAAUCGAAGACCCAUAAAGGUCGUCUUCACCUUGGAACAUGGAGGAAGCAUCCUGGGGAGGUUUUCAAUGGAUGUCAAAAUUUGUGCCUGCCCUGGGAGGGAUCGAGACAUUGAAGAUAAGAAGUUGAAGGGCAAAGGCACUAAUGAUGCUACAAACGAUCAGGUGAAAAGAGGUGCACCAGUAGAGGCAAAUUUUAUGUCUGUGGUUCCCACAAAGAGGACAAGGACAUCAGAUGAUGAGGACUACACUGUGAAGUGCAAUGACAAAAAUACUUACCAUCUGCUCACUGCAAUCAGAAAGUGGACGGAAGCAUUUAAAUGUGGUGACGAGCCCUCCUCAGGCAAUCAACCACCGCAGUCGCUUCCCCUACUGACCCAACUGGUAAAUGCAUCUCUGCAAGAGAAAAGUGGGACAUCACAAUCCUGUAAUGGCAGCGCCACGGAAAUGGAGAAAGCUUCCCAGACUUCCCCAACUGAUCCUUCUACGCUGGCUGCAGAUCUGGAGGAAGCAGUUCACUUGAAAAGCGAAGUGGAAACACAAAACGUGCACUCAAGAAGCACACCCAUUGAGGACUGGUUGGCCUCCCUGAACAUGUCGUCCUGCUGUCGAGAGCUGCAGGAGAAAGGCUACACAACCCUCGACUCUCUCAGGUCAAUGACCCUAGAGGAAGCAAAGAGGCUGAAGUUGACUCGUGAUGAGAAAAAUAAACUCUUCGGCAGUUUUCUGAGCGCCGAAAUUGAUGACAGCGACGAAGAGGAGUUUGUUUCCGUGAGCCAGCGUUGUAACGCAGGAUACAUUCCCACAUCGCAAGAAAGCAAUCCUGGAGGUUUGAGCCAGCACAGUCAUGCAUCAUCCUCAGGCAGUGCAAAAAGCUUCACAGUAACACACGUCCGAAUCAGAACACGCAUCAAGAAUGAGCACAACUACUCUUGAACUUCAUCGUGUGCAUAUAAUGUAUCUUCACCUGUCAUUUGGCACAGUUAUGUCAAAGUUUUGACAGCUUUCGAGUGAAAUGGAGAACUUGUAUAGGUUUUUUGACUCCUGGUUGAGAUUUGUUAAUAUUGUACAAAGUGAGACCGUAGACAGUGGGACUCUCGUUCUAGUGACCAUGAAAUGGCAGUUUUCUGCCACUCAGUGCUUCAGAUGUCGCCAAGCUGUGCCACAUACUGUAACUCUCAGUUAGUAACGUCAUACAUAGAGUCAGUGCAGGGUGAAUAUAGGCAUGUAAUAGUGUGUAACAGCAGAACAUAAGAAAGAUGGCACAGUGCAUUUCAGUUGAUUUGAUAUAUGUUUUUUAUUUUUGUAGUACGUGAAACAGUGGCAAUUUAGAAUUCCCAAAAUUUGGUGUCUAGUUUUUGUAAUUUAUAUUGUACUUGGUACUGUGAACUUUCACUUGCCAGGGCAACCUGGCUGCUGUUUGGUAUACUCUGCACAAUUUUUUUUUUUAAAUGUUUAUGAUACUCAGUGGACUUUCUGUGAAAUCUGGCCAGUUCAGUUGUUUUUAUGAUGAGCAUCGGAACAAACUUGAAGCGUGUAUACAUAUUAUUUCUCUGGCUUUCUUACUUUUUCUGUUGACUAUUUUUCAUGUAUGUGGCAUAUUGUCAUCUGUGGCAGUUCUGUGGCAGCAGCAUUGCUUUAUUCCAAUGGCUGUAUUCUAAUAAAUUAUGUAUAUGUUUUCA
Ornithodoros turicata is the source of this 2634-nucleotide messenger RNA. Its product is annotated as cellular tumor antigen p53-like. Gene Ontology annotation, molecular function: protein binding; RNA polymerase II cis-regulatory region sequence-specific DNA binding; DNA-binding transcription factor activity, RNA polymerase II-specific. Gene Ontology annotation, biological process: apoptotic process; regulation of transcription by RNA polymerase II. Gene Ontology annotation, cellular component: nucleus. The transcript has 16 exons. Lineage: Eukaryota; Metazoa; Arthropoda; Arachnida; Ixodida; Argasidae. Bases 236 to 1888 code for a protein of 550 amino acids. The record is from RefSeq and is a predicted model, not a curated record.